Xiphias gladius (swordfish) is the source of this 2132-nucleotide messenger RNA. RefSeq names its product ankyrin and armadillo repeat containing (gene ankar). Gene Ontology annotation, molecular function: protein-membrane adaptor activity; protein binding. The record is from RefSeq and is a predicted model, not a curated record. Gene Ontology annotation, biological process: nucleus-vacuole junction assembly. NCBI's taxonomy places the organism in Eukaryota, Metazoa, Chordata, Actinopteri, Istiophoriformes, Xiphiidae. The transcript is spliced from 13 exons. Bases 64 to 1785 code for a protein of 573 amino acids.
CCGUGGGCGUGUCCAAGUGCAGGUUUGUGCGUAACAGGCAGGUGCCAUGCGCUUCUGCGCGAGAUGCAAGCCAUGGCCUCGGGCCUCUGUGCGAGUUGCUCGCGAGUUCUCAAAGAACUCAGCGCCCAUCUGAGGAGAGUUUGCAGAGAGUUUGAGCAAAAAAUAAGGGACGUGCUCAGAGAGCUUUCUCAGUGCACCUGCUUUAGGAAUACACCUGAGCGGAGCUUCCCCAGGAGGACGACUCAAGAGUUGCCCUCUUUACACCUCCUGUAUGACGAUGAAACCCAACUGCUCAGUCAGGAAGGUCUACGAGCACUGAACAGACUUGCAGCCUCAGAAAACGCCGACCUGCAGAUGACUGCAGCCAUGUAUUAUUUACAUCUCAGUCAUCACUUGAAAUCUCCCUUGCCAGAUGCCUUCGUGGAGCCAGUCCUGGCUUUACUUUUAUCAACUGACCUGGAUGUGCUAAAGAAUAUCUCUCUCUCCUUGGUCAAUCUGUUAGUAAAGAAUAAUGUGUGUAAAGAGUUGGUGGUUGAAAUGGGGAUGCUGGUGCCCAUACUGGAGUUGUUCCAGACUGGUGAUGCCACCGCUCAGUGUCACUCCUGUGCCUGCGUCGUCAUGCUGGCCUCCUCAGAGUCAAACAGAGAUGCUAUCAUGGUGGAUGGAAUCAUACCACUGUUGGCUUUAGCAAAAUCCUAUGACCCUCAGGUGCAACAGAAUGCAACCUGGGCUCUGUUACAUCUCACACAGUCAGAUUGGUCAACAAGGAUCUUGUGUCAAGCAGGAGGUGUUCCUGUCUUGGUUCUUCUGCUGCAGUCCUCAGAUUCAGAGGUUCAGUUUUGCAGCUGCACUGCUCUGCGCAACAUCGCUGCUACCCAGGAGCAUCACCCGAAGUUGCUCAGCAUGGGGGGUCAUUAUUUGCUAAAGUCUCUUCUGACUCUCACGUCUUCCUCUGUACAAAAGAAUUCAGCUCAAGCAUGCAGAUGCCUAAAAACACUCUCAAAGAAUGUUCUGAUCCAGGAGCAGCUGAUGGAGCUGGACUGUGUGCUGCCUCUGAAGGCGCUCCUGAAAACCUCUAGUGCUGCAUGGACAGAGCCAGCCGUAACACUCCUGUCAACACUGUCUGCACACCCACCAAACAAUGACUUCCUCGUGGGUGAAGGACUGCUGGAUGACAUCGGUCAGCUGCUUCAUCAUCACAGGUCCAGCUCGGCUAUAAUCACACACAGCUGUGUGAUAAUCACUAACCUGUGUAGCUCCUGCAUGGGUCGGCAGGCUGCGAUGGAAAGUCUUUGCUUAUCAGGACUCCUCUGGGCCCUUUUGUGUCCCGCCCUGUCAGAUGACACCUUGCUGCAUGUGACAUCAUGCUUGCGUCGCCUGAUGACCUGGGAUGCACUCAGGUCUAACCUGUCAGCGACAAUAACAGCAGAAGUCGUCUCAGGACUGGUGAAGCUGUCUGGGCAAAUACAAAAUCCCCUGUUGUCAUAUAACUGUGCAGCCAUCAUGAGCAAACUAGAAAUGACUGAGGAGAUCAUCAGGUUGCUGAGACCUCAUUACGUUACGAUGUCGGACUACCUGCUGGUAUUUCUCAAAAAGAAAGAUGUUAAAUUCCAGCAGCUCAGCAUAGUGACAAUAUUCAACCUCAAGAAAGAUGGAGACUUUUCAUCUCUGCUGGCUAACACUGAGCUGGAGAUAGCGCUCAGGAAGGUGCAUGCGCAGACAGAGCAAACCAGACGGCUGCUCCAAAUGAUUCAGCCUCUUUCUCCAUCCUCCGUUAACCCUUGACUUUCUCAAUACAAAUACAGAGAGAUGUGCACAGUGUGGACUGUAUGAGGCGUUUACAUCCAUACACUGUAUGGACAAAAAAGCAUUUUUAUUAUCGUGUUUGGUGCUUUAAUGUGAUUUUUUUAUUUUUUAUUUCAUUGUUUUCAUGUUAAUUACAGUCAACAUGUUAACUGAAAAACAAGGCAGAGACGCAGCAUAGUAUCAACUUUAAUCAAAUAUGGCGUAUUUUGACUUCAACAGGUUAACAAGUGAUAGUCAUAAGCAAUACUUAAACUGUAAGAUCAAAUAUUGAUGAUCAGAUACAUGUUUUUAUAUGCUUUUAUUAUAAUAAACUCACUUAACCUCUA